AUGGAAAGGCUCCUCCUCCCCCUGCUGGCUCUGAGCACCGCCGCGAAGGCCAUGCCGUGCCCCAAGCGCUGCACGUGCCAAACGCUCUCCCCAUCCUUCACCAUCCUCUGCACCAAAACGGGGCUCCUCUUCGUGCCGCCCGGCCUCGACCGGCGCACGGCCGAGCUGCGCCUCAUGGACAACUUCAUCACCACGCUGCGGAGGAAGGACUUUGCCAACAUGACCAACCUGCUCCACCUCACCCUGUCCAGGAACACCAUCAGCCACAUCAUGCCUUACGCCUUCUCCGACCUCAAGGGCCUCCAUGCCUUGCACUUGGACAGCAACCGCUUGACCCGCAUCGACGAGGACCACCUCAAAGGCUUGGUCAACCUCCGCCACCUGAUCCUCAGCAACAACCAACUGAGCUCCAUCUCCCCCGCUUCCUUGGAUGACUUCAUUGAGACCAUCGAAGACCUGGACCUGUCCUACAACAACCUCGCGCGCGUCCCUUGGGACACCAUCGCCAAGCUCUCCAACGUCAACACCAUCAGCUUGGACCACAACCUCAUCGAGGCCGUGCCGGAAGGGAUCUUCUCCAACCUCCAUAAGUUGGCCCGUUUGGAUAUGACCUCCAACAAGCUGAAGAAGAUCCCCCCGGAUCCUUUGUUCUCCAGGAUCCCCGUCUACACCAAACCCAAGGGCUCGCCCUUGUCCUCCUUGGUGCUCAGCUUUGGUGGGAACCCAUUGCAUUGUAACUGCGAACUGGUGUGGUUGAGGCGCCUCACUAGGGAGGAUGACCUGGAAACCUGCGCCUCCCCACCGGAGCUCAUGGGCAAGUACUUCUGGUCCAUCAAAGAGGAGGAGUUUGUGUGCGAGCCCCCCAUGAUCACCCACCGCACCCCCAAGUUGAUGGCGACCGAAGGGCAAAGCGUCUCCUUGAAGUGCAAAGCGGUCGGUGACCCCGAUCCCUACGUCCGAUGGAUCGCUCCCGAUGGGAAGCUGGUGUCCAACACAUCCAGGACUAUCUCCUAUGAGAACGGGACCUUGGACAUCCUCAUUGCUUCAAUAGGGGAUAAAGGCACCUUCACCUGCAUCGCGUCCAAUGCCGCUGGUGAAUCGACGGCGCCGGUUGAGCUCGCGGUGAGCCCGUACCCCAACCUUGCCAACAGCACCCAUUGCGACAAGGAUGCCGAACCCGGUCCGUCGGACAUCCUCAUCCCGGCCAAAUCCAGCUUCCCCAAUGAGACAAAGGGGGAGCAGGACAAGGGGGUGAUGGUCACGGAGCUGACGUCUUCCUCGGCUCUUAUCCGGUGGCCGGCCCAGCAUCACCUGCCUGGGAUGAGGAUGUACCAGCUCCAGUACAACAGCUCCGCCGAUGACAUCCUCGUGUACAGGUAA
Neopsephotus bourkii (Bourke's parrot) is the source of this 1380-nucleotide messenger RNA. Its product is annotated as leucine-rich repeat and fibronectin type III domain-containing protein 1-like protein. The coding region runs from base 1 to 1380 and encodes 459 amino acids. The transcript has a single exon. Gene Ontology annotation, molecular function: protein binding. The record is from RefSeq and is a predicted model, not a curated record. Lineage: Eukaryota; Metazoa; Chordata; Aves; Psittaciformes; Psittacidae.